GAGUAGACAAAAAUGCCAGUCAGCAGAAAAUUAACAGUCUGGUUUUGAAAACUAGCCCCAAAGAUAAUCCGGAAAUCGGCAAAGCCUUAAUGGCAAUUCAAAAUUAUAAGCAUAAUUACGACAACACAGUAGAAUACACUCCAGACGGACACCGAGUUCGGGUGCUUAUCCCUUUGGAUUUAGACCCCGAAGAUUGUAAUUUAUGGUCUCCCUAUGAAAAAGAUAGUGGAUUGAGUUGG
Molecule: messenger RNA, 239 nt
Organism: Racocetra persica
Lineage: Eukaryota; Fungi; Glomeromycota; Glomeromycetes; Diversisporales; Gigasporaceae
Source: the annotation of a GenBank genome assembly